Anguilla anguilla (European eel) is the source of this 1247-nucleotide messenger RNA. It is a transcript of the gene nudt15, whose product is annotated as nudix (nucleoside diphosphate linked moiety X)-type motif 15. Gene Ontology annotation, molecular function: 8-oxo-7,8-dihydrodeoxyguanosine triphosphate pyrophosphatase activity. The coding region runs from base 572 to 1075 and encodes 167 amino acids. Gene Ontology annotation, cellular component: cytosol. NCBI's taxonomy places the organism in Eukaryota, Metazoa, Chordata, Actinopteri, Anguilliformes, Anguillidae. The transcript has 3 exons. Gene Ontology annotation, biological process: dGTP catabolic process. The record is from RefSeq and is a predicted model, not a curated record.
AUUCAGUCCGUUUUUUUCCAGUCACCAACAGAACUCAGCCAAGCUUUUAAAGUCGUGAAUACAAAUUGGAGUCUUAGGGUGCAUUCGAAAAUGUUUAAAUCACUAUAUGAAAUGUACAGUGUUUAUAUUGCCGUUGUGAACUUAUGCUGACCGUUUUACUGAUCUUCUGAAAAGAUUGUGUUGACCUAGCCUUCACAAUGAAAGUUGUGUAUUCAAACCGUUGGUUCAAGGAGUGAAGCUUAAUGACAAAAGAGCUGUCUUGAGCGGAAAUAAUUUCCUCAAGUUGACGUGAAUAUAUUCCGAUUGCUACUGGAUUAUAAUUUUUCAAAACGCACAUUUUAAUGUAUUGACAUUUUAAUACCCGGAACCUAGUAGUACGAGGGACAUUUUCACUGUCGACAUCGUUUUGAGUUGCACUCUUCCAGUUCCAGUAGCCUACAGUGGAUGUCACAGUUCUGUGAACUUAAAAUGUUUACAGGCAGGCCAGCUAAUAUAAGCGAGGGGUGGUUUUAAAUUUGUGAAAUUAUGAAACGUUAUAUUCAAUUUUAAAAUACAAUUUUACUACCCGGAGAUGACAGGGGUGCAGAACUGCAUCCUAAAGCGACCAGGCGUUGGAGUAGGCGUUCUUGUCACUGAUAAUGUUUUGAAUCCUAAUUGUGUACUCCUGGGGAAGCGAAAAGGCUCGGUUGGUAAAGGUACUUAUCAGUUACCUGGAGGUCAUUUAGAGUUUGGGGAGACGUGGGAAGAGUGCGCUGCUCGGGAGGUUUUGGAGGAGGCGGGAAUACACCUGAAAAACGUCCGCUUUGCAUCGGUGUUGAACUCGAUCAAACUGACGGAAAACUACCACUAUGUAACCAUCAUUAUGCAGGGCGAAUUGGACAGGAGCUGUUCCGCUGAGCCUGUGAAUUUGGAACCUGAUAAAAAUGAAGGGUGGGCUUGGACCAGAUGGGAGGACUUCCCUCCAGAGGAACAGCUGUUUCUGCCCCUGGCAUGUCUAAGGCAACAAGGCUUUCAGCCAUUUUGGGAUGGCCCUGCUAAAGGAGACAGAGCUGUAAAAUGUAAUGGAAAAGCAUAACAGGAGUAUUGGAGCCACACAGGAAAAACAGCCAGGUUUACUCAAAACGUUGUAGUUAUUUUCAAAGUAGGAAAGCAUAUUUAACAGCCCUUUUCACAAUUCACCGAGUCUAAUGUGAAUUGUUGGUAUUAAGUUAAAUGUGUAUUUUUAAAUAAACGACAUUCAUUUUUUA